Molecule: messenger RNA, 309 nt
Organism: Entrophospora candida
Lineage: Eukaryota; Fungi; Glomeromycota; Glomeromycetes; Entrophosporales; Entrophosporaceae
Source: the annotation of a GenBank genome assembly
AUGAAUAAUUUUCAUGCUAAUGUUUACAAUAAUGAAAUUUCAUCUGGUGAUGAAAGCUCUGGAGAUGACUCAAGAAACAUAAAACAAUUAAAAGCUCAAUCUUUUCAACAAAUAAUUUCCAAAGUUAAGGGAAUCAUUUAUAACUUGCUCCGGAAUUAUUGGAGUGAUUCGGAAAAGAUUGGACUAAUGACUACUUUAUUAGACCCAAAAUUGAAAUUAAUGGAAGUAUGGUCAAAUGAAACAAGAGAACAAGCAAUCAAAAAAACUAUGUACCGAAUUCAAUACUUGGCAAAUCAAAGUUGCAAAUGA